AUGUCUGGAUUUUCAACAGAUCAGGUGUUCAAGUCUCGUGAAGAGUUGAUGGAAUGGGUUAGAAACACCGGACGUAGUCUUGGUUACGCUAUUGUGACUAAAAGAUCGAAAGCUAAAAAUGGCUACGUGUCUAAAGUUGUACUUAUGUGUGAUCGUGGUGGUGUGUAUAAAUCAGAUAAAGAUUCAAGUAGAGAGACCGGCACUAGAAAGAUAAAUUGCCCGUUUGAAAUGGUAGCGAAAUUUUCAAAAAAGAAUGGUUCUUGGACGUUAAAAGUAAAACCUGGUGAGCAUAAUCAUCCACCCGGAGAAUAUAUGGAGGGACACCCAAUCGUCAAACGAUUGACACCUAAUGAACACCAAUUGGUGGCAGAGUUGACGGGGAAGGGUGUGUUCCCAAAAGAUAUUUUAGGUGUUAUCAAGGAGCGUGAUGAAAAUAAUGUCUCUACAAUUAAAAACAUAUAUAACGCACGUGAUAAAAUUCGAGCAACGGAUCAUAAAGGGAAAUCUUUGAUGGAGGUGCUAAUGUCUCAUUUAAAUGAUAAAGGGUAUACUUUUGAAAUUUCUACCAAUAGAGUUUCAAACAUGUUGGAAGACUUAUUCUUUGUUCCUAAAAUCUCAUACAAGUACUUCCUUGAUUUUCCACAUGUGUUGCUUAUGGAUGUCACAUGCAAUACGAACAAGUAUAAAUUGCCUUUUCUUGAAAUUGUUGGUGUAACUUCUACCAACAAGACAAUCUCCAUAGCUUUUGCAGUUAUGCGUAAAGAAACAGAGGAGAAAUAUCUUUGGGCAUUAAACUGUGUCAUUUACGAACUAUCAAGAGCAGGAUUACACUCAAGAGCCUUGGAGACAUAGUUCAUUCGGGUAUCUAGAGACUGAUGAUUUUGUUGGUUACAUCAGUCCAGACGUGAACUAUCAAGUGCCUGGUGAAACAAGUCCGUUCAUAAAUCAAGAUAUUUACGGAAAAAAACCAUUCAAGGACGAUCCUGGUGAACCAAGUCCGUUCAUGACACAAGAUACAGACGGACAAGGUUUUUUUACCAACCUUUUAAACACACCGGGAUAUGAUUUCAUGGGGUUGAACCAAGAUAUUGUCGGACAAAGUUCUUUCGCCAACU
Messenger RNA from Helianthus annuus (common sunflower), 1115 nucleotides. RefSeq names its product protein FAR1-RELATED SEQUENCE 5-like. Bases 1 to 852 code for a protein of 283 amino acids. Gene Ontology annotation, cellular component: mitochondrion. Gene Ontology annotation, molecular function: methylmalonate-semialdehyde dehydrogenase (acylating, NAD+) activity; malonate-semialdehyde dehydrogenase (acetylating, [NAD(P)+]) activity; DNA-binding transcription factor activity, RNA polymerase II-specific. The transcript is spliced from 2 exons. Gene Ontology annotation, biological process: thymine catabolic process; L-valine catabolic process. The record is from RefSeq and is a predicted model, not a curated record. Lineage: Eukaryota; Viridiplantae; Streptophyta; Magnoliopsida; Asterales; Asteraceae.